Molecule: messenger RNA, 1155 nt
Organism: Benincasa hispida (wax gourd)
Lineage: Eukaryota; Viridiplantae; Streptophyta; Magnoliopsida; Cucurbitales; Cucurbitaceae
Product: 26S proteasome regulatory subunit
Biological process (GO): proteasome regulatory particle assembly
Cellular component (GO): nucleus; cytoplasm
Molecular function (GO): protein binding
Source: RefSeq, a predicted model, not a curated record
UCCAACCAAAUGACACAAAAGAAAAUUCUCAAUCUAUUUAUUGCACAUAUAUUCGUGACAGUUUCUCAGUCACGGCUCAAAAGACUCAAUCGUUGAAGAAGAAAGAAGCUUUCAAUCGGGAAAAAUGGUGGCUUCCAAUUUGAAAUCGGAGACUAUGGAUCUGAUGCAGAAGAGGACCGCUAUCGAAGCCCAGAUGAAUGCCAUCAUUUCGCGCCUUUGUCAACCUGGCGGUCCUGGACUCUCUGGAAAUCUUGUCGACUCUGAGGGGUUUCCUCGUUCAGAUAUUGACAUUCCAGUUAUUCGGUCUGAACGUGGUCGGCUUACUGAGCUGAGGAAUGACCACAUGGAGAUCACAGAAAAGAUUAAUCAGAACAUACAAGUUUUGCAUUCUGCAAAGCCUGCUUCUAACUUGUCACUCUCUAGGGAUGCAGGAAAUACUGAGGGUUCAAAUGGGUCAUCUGUCACAACUGUUGCAUCCCCAUCCUCAAAUGGUAUUUCUCAGAGCGACUCUUCCACUACCAUGGAUAUAGAUGCAAAUGGCGGUAUACCUUUUGCACUGGUUGAUGAAAUAGCCAAUGCAUCGCCAGCAGCAGACGAUGGAUUACAACUAGGUGAUCAAGUUCUUAAAUUUGGGGAUGUAGAGGGCGGUGAUGAUCUGUUGCGUAGGCUUGCCUCUGAAACACAGAGUAAUCAAGGUCGUCCAGUUGCUGUUGUGGUUAUGAGACAUGGUACUCCGGUCAAUUUGACUGUGACACCUAGAUCAUGGCAAGGCCGGGGUCUUCUUGGAUGCCAUUUUCGGAUGAUGUAGCUGCCUUUACCCACAAGUUCAACCUGCCAUGGUUGUUGAUCUCUCUGCUCAACUCUUCUCCUGUUCUACACUAUAAUCUACUGGUUUAAUUCUAGGUUCCAUAUAUGUUUACAAAUUUCUCUUUAACUAGUCUGGAUUUAUAAUCCAGUGAUUGCCCACCUAACCCCUACUUUUUUGUCAUUUGGCAUGGAAAUUCUGUAAAUUGAAAUAACAGGAUAAGUUCCACUUAUGCAAUUUUAGUCGUGUAAGCUCCUUAUGAAGUCAAUCCUUGUUUCUUUGUUGCUUUUAGUGGUAAAACUACCAUAGAAAACAUGUUACUCUUCUUGAAUGAAACCAAAAGUUCUAUA